AUGAAGCAUGACCCACGUGCAGCGAAGCUAAAAGGGAAGCGCUCAGCUCCCAAUCUCAGAACAAAAAGAAGUGCCAUUAAUAUUCCUGCCGGCGGCAAAUCGCGCAAGGCGAUCAAGGAAAACUAUGCACCAGGCGUUAGGAGCAGAGCAUCAGCACCGAACUUGAAACAAGCUGCAGAGGAGUUGCAUCCCAAGCCCCCUUCUCCUCCCAGCGAGGCCCCUGAGAUUCAGAUCAACGAAUCGAAUGAUAAGCAGGAUGACGAGUCUCAGCCAAAGGAAGUCCCUCGCUUUAUGCUGUUUACUGAGACCAAGAUUAAGCCUGUCGAGUAUCGGCCGCCGCGCCAAUAUACAGGUCCUCCUAUCCCUAAGAUUAUGGGGAUUGAACCGAUGUUCUUUCGGCCAAAACCGGUUGAGGUCAAGAAAGAAUCACGGAAAGAGAGAAUUCUGAAGGAGAUCAGAAAGAGGUAUCAAGUCAGGAAAGCCCGAGUGAGAGGCGUCGUGAAGAAUCUUAGGAAUAUCAGAGCACUCAGGACGUUGCAUGCACUGAAGGCCUCUGUGAAAGCGAUGCGUAAGGAUGCGCAAGAACGGCUCCUCGAGUGCAAGCCAAUUUAUCAUAUCAAGGAGAUCAAAGAGCUCAGGCGAGCCUCGAUGUUCCUUGGUUUCCCUAGGCUUCAGAAGAGACCGCUGUCAACUUUGUCUGAAGCACCAUCACACUCGGGGACUGUCGACGAUACUCUGAAAUCUCAGUAUACAGCAGGGCAGCUGAUUCUCCGAAGCUCGCAGAGCUUUUCGCAGAGGCUGGCACUAGUACACAGGUCGAAGACGGACCGGGUCCUACAAUAG
Aspergillus lentulus is the source of this 843-nucleotide messenger RNA. NCBI's taxonomy places the organism in Eukaryota, Fungi, Ascomycota, Eurotiomycetes, Eurotiales, Aspergillaceae. The record is from RefSeq and is a predicted model, not a curated record.